Molecule: messenger RNA, 1542 nt
Organism: Entrophospora sp. SA101
Lineage: Eukaryota; Fungi; Glomeromycota; Glomeromycetes; Entrophosporales; Entrophosporaceae
Source: the annotation of a GenBank genome assembly
AUGAUAAAAUCAUCAAAAUAUUAUCCCUUAAUGCAUUUAUUGUUGAUUUAUUUAAUUGUAAAUUCAUUAUUGAUCAACGCCAAUGAAUUGAAUUAUUUAAGCAAACCAUUGGAAGUUGAACGCGACAAUCCAAGAGUUAAAAAUAUCAUAGUAGGAUCUUUUAUUGGAGGAUUGAGUCAUUUAGCACCAUUGCUAGAAAUAUCUAAAAUUUUAGUUGAACGUGGUUAUAAUGUUACAUUGAUUUCUCCUGAAAAUAAUCAUUAUACUAAAUAUGAAAAGAUUAAACACUAUUCUACAGGACCGAAAUUUGAUUUCAAAGAUAUUGCUGGUUGGAAAAAAAUAAUGUAUGAAGAUCCACCCUCUAUAAUGAGCUUUUUCCCCAGUUAUUUUGAACAUGCAUAUAGUCUUUAUUUAAACAGUUAUUAUGUUUACGAAAGAGUGUUCAAUGAGUUGAAACCAGAUUUGUUCUUGUGUGAUUUGAUACAGAAUGAAGUGUGUUUAGAUGUGGCUUGGAAAUUGAAGAAACCCGCAGUUAAUUUGGGAAGUUCGUUAUCAAUUCAUGGAAUCCCGUAUAAAUCUGAUCCAAUGUAUGGUUGUAAAGUAAAUCUGGAAAAUGAAUCAUUUUUAGAAAGACUUAGAUGUUUUGUAAUUCCAAAGUUCGAGGUAGUUUGGACAACUCGCUCUGCCAUUUCACAUUUAAAUGAAUUAAGAGCCAAAUUAGGUAUCUCCCCUACAAGUCAUCCAUAUGCAAGAAUUAAAAACAAAUUAUUUUUGGCUGAUACAUUUUUUGGAUUUGAUCUUCCAACACCAUUAUCACCAGUUUAUACGGAAAUUGGACCUAUAUUGUCAGAUAAUUAUCCACCAUUAACACCAGAAGUGAAAACAUUUCUAGAUAACCAUCCACGUACAAUGUUUAUAUCACUUGGCACAUUUGUAUAUACUACAAAAAAAAAUAUUGGAAUAUUAUUACAAUCAUUUAUUGAAGCAACAGAGAAUGGUGUGAUCGAUGGUGUGAUCUGGGGAUUAGCAACUGUAGGAGUUGAAGAAAUACCUGAAACCAUAACUUUAUCAAAUGGCAAAGAACUCAAUACAAUGUAUAUAAUCAACAACCAACAUCCAAAUAUUCAAAUAUUAUCAUUUGCACCACAAUUCUCAAUUUUGGCACAUGAGAAUUGUAAACUGUUUUUAAGUCAUGCUGGAGCAGGCAGUAGCCAUGAAGCUAUGUAUAAUGGUAAACCUAUGUUGGUGAUGCCAAUUGCUCUUGAUCAACAUGGAAAUGCUGAAAGACUGGAAAAUAUGGCUGGUGUUUCUUUGACUUUAAGCAAGACAAAGUUAAAUGUUAAAGAAAUUUUAAUAAAAAUCCGACGAUUAUUAUCUGAAGAGAAAUUUAAGAUAAAUAGUGAAAGAAUGAAAUCCUUGACUAGAAUUAAUAGUAAGAGAAAACAUAGAGCUGCUGAUUUGAUUGAACAUGUGAUUAAAUCAAAUGAAUUAAAGGAAAAAUUAAUCACACAAGAAUGGGAUUUAUCAAAGGAAAUUAUUUAG